UAAUUCCUGGCUUCAUGAUCCUUGUGUGCUUCGGUCGGACAAGGGGGUGCAUGGGUGAAACAUGGCCGCCGUAGACCCAUCGAAGUCUCCGAAUCGACAGAAAAACCCCACAGAGGAGGUGGAAACAUCUGGGGAGGAGGCCGUGGCGGCGGAGUCUGGAUGCAGCCCCAACCAGACGGAGGAUGCGGCUGGUGACCAAACCAGGUGCUCCCCCGAUGGUGAGCCCGCAGCCGAGGAUGUUGGCAGUAACGGUGAAGGCGGCGGUGCUGCCAGCCAUUCUGGGGAGGUUAGUGUCGAAUCCGGUGCUGGAGCAGCAGACAAAACGACAUGCGUCUCAUCAGAAGACCGAGCAGCGGCCGAAAAAAUGGCCGAGGCCCUCGACAGCCGGGAGCAGGCUUUCGUCUGGUCAGAGACUGAGGACAACGAGGAGGGGGCGAAAGCCCGCAAGAAGGAAAAUGACAAAAGUGACCACAAAGUUGCUAAGACUGUUAAUGAUGCAAUCCAGCAUCCACCUCCUGAGGAGAACUCAGAAAAGACUGACAAGGGAGAAAGUUCAGCAGAGAAGUCUCCAGUUGAGGGCUUGGGGGUUGAAGUUGAUCCAGCGGAAGACGGGAUGGACGAUGACGAAGAGGCCGAUCCGACGAAUAAACAAAGGAAAUUUAGCUUGGUGUGCAAGGAGUGCGGCAAGAGCUUCAGCCAGCGCGAGAUGUUCAACCUCCAUCGGCACUUUCACGCACAUGAGGAUGAGUUGCUGCCCCUGACCUGCAAAGAAUGCGGCCUUACCUUCCAGCACCGCAGAAGCCUCAUCAAACACAGGAACGAACACAAGGAAAAAGAAGAGAACCUGGAGACUACAAAGAUGGAGGACAAAACGCGGGCGCCGUUUAGAUAUCAGUGUGCAGAAUGCAAGAGGAUAUUCUCUACAGUAGGUAAACUGAGGGACCAUGAUUGCAACCAUGCAUCAGAAAAGCCUUACCACUGCCCUCUUUGCCGCCAAGAUUUCCAGUUCAAAGUGUCUGUCACCAAACAUAUGAUGACCCAUUCCCGUGAGUGCGCCUUUAAAUGCCAAGAGUGCAGUCAGACCUUUCCAAACAUCAUGUCCCUGCGCUUCCACCAGAAAUCCCACGGUGCUCUCAAGCCGUACGAGUGUCCAGAGUGCGGCAUGGUUUUCAAACACUACUCCGUCAUGGAAGACCAUCGGCGCAAGCACGUCGACAAUAGCCGCUCUCACCUGUGCAACAUCUGCGGCAAGACUUUUAAGUACAGCAGCCUCCUCCAACAGCACCAGUAUCUACACACGGGCCAGAAGCCUUUCCGCUGCCCUGAAUGUGGCAAAACAUUUGCCUUCGCCCAAAACAUGAAGGCGCACUGCCGCCAGCACAGAUUACAAGAAACCAACUCAUUAAGCGAGCCACCUAAAAAACAGCCUGUUAGGUCUGGACCCGAAGUGGCUGAGGGUCCCGAGAAGGAGAACUCUCAUACUAGCCAGGAUACGAAACGCACCUUCUGUUGCCCUCUCUGUCCCCAGACCUUUCACGUUCCAGCUAACCUCAGAGCUCACCUGCAGUUCCACGAGGAAGAGUACGAAAAGCUGGAAAGGACACCUCAAUCUCCGGUGGUGACCAACAAGCAUUGGGACAAGGGGCACACCUGCCCUCACUGUCCUAGUAUUUUUCGAGAGGAAUCUAGUUUAAAAGGGCAUCUGUUGAGUGUCCACAAGACAAAUACAAUGCAUUUGGAAAGGUUGCCCACACCAAAAAAGCAGUUAGCUCAAUUAAGCAGUGAUAACACACAGGGAAAGCUGUUUAAUGUAAAACCCUACAAGUGUUCAGAGUGCGGAAAAACUUUCCGGCACCGCUCAGUGUUAGAGCUACACAUGCGCAUACAUUCCAAGGACAAGCCUUACCAAUGCAAAGUGUGUGGCAAGGGUUUCAGAUUCAGCAGCUACUUGCAGCAGCAUCUUAUUAUCCACACGGGCAAAAAGCCUUACAAAUGCCCCGAUUGUGGAAAGGAUUUUGCCUUCUUGCAGAACAUGAGGACUCACCAGAAGCUGCACCAGGAGAAGCCUUUCCGCUGCACGAGCUGUCGCAAAGGCUACAGCGACGAGACCCAACUCCAGCACCAUAUGUUGUCCCAUAACGGAGACAAACCGCACAAGUGCGACCUCUGCGACAAGAGCUUCGGAUUGGCCUAUCUGCUGCGAGACCACAUGAACACCCACACCGGGGAGAGGCCGCACCAAUGCGAGGAGUGUCAUAAAUCCUUCUCCUGGUUCAGUAGCCUGCUGGUUCAUCAGAAGAUUCACGCACGCAAAAAGCAAGCUUUAAGCCACUACAGCUCCUACCCAGUUGGUGCCCGGAUGAGGGGAAGGGGGAAGAGGGGAGGGAGGCUAGUGUGGGGGUUGUCCAGACCAUCUGGGAUCUCAGAGGUGGUUCCUCCUCCUCAACAUCACCUCUACCCAGUUUCUCCUCACAGAGAUUCCGAGUUGCACAGACAAGCGCCGCAGCAGCCCUCUCUGUCUCGCAUGGAUUCACAGACAAGGCAACAAAGUGAGGCAUGGCCGUCUGAGCCGCAUCGUCAGCCGCUGCAGUGGAGCGUGGAUGCUAGAGAGGUGCCCCCACUUCCCACGCAGCACCAUCCUCAGGCUCCACAGUAUGACGUUUCAAAACAGCCGGCGCUUCAACAACAGCAGCAGCAUCAUCAAAGGAGUCCAGGCUGGGCGGAUAUGUCGUUAUUGGGACCUGGGUUGGCUCCCAACUUGGACUCCCAGUUGAAGGAGAACACUUCUUCUGUUCUGGCCUCUCAUAUGCCAAGGAAAUCCAGCCCAUCAGUGGCAACUGAGAUUGCGCAACAAAGACAGCAUAAACUCUCUUUGUGGAGUAACACUCCAACAUCCACAGGCUUGGCUGCAACAAGCUCCUUGCAGCAUGAUUUUUCCGUUCCCUCCUCCUACAUAGACGGAGCUGCGCUGUGGAGUGUCCGCCCCACUCCACUUACAAACUCUCAGAGCUCCCCAAACAAGCUCGGCCAAGACCUGCAGCUGCCACGGUGGCCGGGCGGCCCAGAGCCGUCCCCGCCACCCAAGAAAGAAGAAAGGCUGUGGGACAUCAAUAGUCCUUCAGUUUUGUCUUCGACUGUUACUCAGCCAGAGAAGGCGUGGAACGGCUGCGAGCCGCAAAAACCAUGGGUUUCCGGUCUCACAGGUGCCCCACCCUCAGCUCAAAUAGACCAAAGCAACGCCAUGCCCAUCUCAGCUCCUGGUUCUCACGGGGUUACCAGCAACUUGUGGGACAUUCAAACCCCUCCGGGGAUUUCAAAGACUGUGAACUCUGUGGAUAAGUUGGUAAAUAACCAAGAGUUUCAGCUGCAACAAAAACAGGUCUCGCCCGGCUGGAGUGGCGUGCAGACCCCCACGCAGAAGGUUCCCAUAUCCAUCCAAUAUGAGCCUCAUCGUUUCAACCAGGGGGUGGGGACCCCCGUCUGGGGCUUUCAGAACAACUCCGUCGGACCUCAGUCUCUGCUCUCCAGCCAGCUCAAACCAGGUGGCGGACAGGAGUUGCAGCAGCAACCGAUGGCAUCAGCCGCUCAGAUCAUCAUUAAUCAACCUUCUCCUUUUUUCUCUCCUCCGCUCGCUCCUCUUCCCCCCUUGGCUUUGCCUAGCCCUCACCCCCUCCACUCGGUCCCGGUCGGUGCAAUACCCAGACCCCCACACCCAAACAUAUUUUUCACCCCACAGCCGGUCAUGAGCGAGAGGCCACACAUGCCGCAGACCCUGCCCCUACCUCAGCUCCCCCCACAGACGGAACCUCACAAGCUGGGAACCCGUCUGCCAUUUCCCCCGGAGCGGCUUCUCCACUGCAUGAUAUGCGGACUCUCCGUUCCCCGGGAGCUGGAUCUACAGAUGCAUUACCUUCAACAUGCGAAGGGGGAGAUAUGACACUUCUACACUAGUAACAAACCUUAGUUCUGUUUUUUAUACUUGUCUGUAAAACCUCAUUCAUUUGACACUUUGCUGUUGAGUGGAUGAUGAUUUAAAACAAACAAAAAAAAAGGUGUAAGUGAAACCAGACACAAUUUGCACAUUUGAUUUUGAAAUUUGAUGUAAGACUGUGCAGCGUGUUUGACCAGAGGAUGUAUAUGUCUAUAAUUGGUUUCGCCAACUUUUCAGAUCAUUUCAGGGGUGCGGAUUAAUGAGGUUCUGCAGGCUACAUUUCAUGUAUUGCUGAUUAUGUUAGAAUUAGAUCUUAGUAAUUUUCUAGUUCUGUCCAUAUGUCUUGAACCAUUUGUACUGUGUUUCUCCAUGUACAGUAUACAGUGUGCCUUUUAUGAGUACAGUCUGCAUGUCUGCUGUCUUGGUAUUCUAGGCCCUAGUUUGUGCUUUCUAAGUAGACUGAACAGUGUGACCUCAACCCGUCACAGGCAGCGCAACUUGUUUAAAGGUGCUGAAGAGUCUGGAAUAGGGGGGCUGUGAGGUAAAAUGUAUUUUAAAGUAUGCAUUGAUUGGUAAAAGAAUUUAUACCACUUGAAGUUUUUCACUCUGUCUUUUCAACCAGAAACUUUGAUGUAUCUUAUUGGGGUUUUAUGUGAGAGAGUAACACAAAGCAGAAGAAACCUGGCCGGAAAAAUGGAUACAUGUUCUAUUUAUUAAGUUUUUUAUUUACAUAUAAUCUGGAACUUGUGCAUUCUAUUUCAUCCCUUUGAGUCAGUGCUUAUGACUUUAAUUUUUCUUUAACUCCAUCCCACCAAGUCUGAUCAACUACCCUGUUCCUGCUGUCCCCACAGUAUGAUACCGUCACCACCAUGUUUCCUGCUGCUGGAUGAUUUCUAUACACUCUGCGUUAAUCCAUCACAUAAAAUCUCAGUGCAAUACAUUGUUUUUUGGCUGUUCUAUGACUAGAUUAAUAAAUUGAAGGGGUAUAAGUCUGUUUUGCAAAGCACUCUACAUAUUAAAGCUGCUGGCCUACAA
Molecule: messenger RNA, 4966 nt
Organism: Cyprinodon tularosa
Lineage: Eukaryota; Metazoa; Chordata; Actinopteri; Cyprinodontiformes; Cyprinodontidae
Exons: 2
Coding region: 62-3937 (1291 amino acids)
Biological process (GO): regulation of transcription by RNA polymerase II
Molecular function (GO): DNA-binding transcription factor activity; RNA polymerase II cis-regulatory region sequence-specific DNA binding
Source: RefSeq, a predicted model, not a curated record